This is a messenger RNA of Pelodiscus sinensis (Chinese soft-shelled turtle), 6893 nucleotides long. The record is from RefSeq and is a predicted model, not a curated record. NCBI's taxonomy places the organism in Eukaryota, Metazoa, Chordata, Testudines, Trionychidae.
GGUGAUGGAUGGCCGAGGGGAAAUGGAGGUCCUGAGAAGCACCCAGGGGAAUGCCGCUGGGGAGGUCAGCGUCCAUCUGGUCACCAAUGAGAACACAGUGCAGAACGCUCACCUGCCCGCGACUGCCUUCAUCAUCCCAGCAAAUGCAACCACCAUCAGCCUCCCUGCCAGCACCUUAGAGAUCCAGCGAUUUCCCCGGGAGCCGCAGAGAAAUGCAGGGGCCGAGAGACUGGAGAGGGGUCCAGGGAAUGAGCCAAUCACAGCAACCGUCAUCCCUCAGAUCAGCGGGGUACCGACCUGCAACACCGUCCGGGUGCUGGAGUGGAAAGAUGGGGUGGCCACUCUGCCUGGCAGCAACCUAAGGUUUCGGAUAAAUGAAUACGGGGCGCUGAAAGUGGUGACUGCGGAUAAGAUCCCCCCCGUGGAGUCCCUAAAGGAGGGCCAUGCAGAGAGAGAUGGGGAGUCGGAGGUGAUGCCUGCCAGCAGGGACAACACGGCUGCUGCUCAGGAUGUGCCCGAGCAGCCCCUGCUGCCAACAGCAGAGAGCACGUGCCAUUGCGGUACCUGCGGCCGGAGACAUGUGUCGGAGGGGGCCCGGGAGGGCGGGGGAUUCUGCAGUGAACACUGCCACCGGCAGUUCAAGGAAAGGUCUGUCAUAGUGGAGAACUCUGCUGGCAGCACGAAUGCCACCGAAAUCCUCAAGCCGGUGAAAAAACGGAAAAGAAAGGAUUACCAGAGCCCUUCAGAGGAGGAGGAAUAUGAAUCGGAGCAAAUGGAGGAGAAGCCGGAAGAGAGAAAGAGCUUGGGGGGAGACUCCAUCAUCAUCAACACGGAGACUGAGGAGUGGAGCACGAACCAGCACGGUUCCAGCGAGGAGAAGAAAGAAGGUUGGUCCUGGGCAUCGUACCUGGAGGAGCAGAAAGCCGUCGCUGCCCCUUUAAAUCUGUUCCAGGAAUACCAAGCAGUCUCCCAGCACAGGAACGGCUUCAAGGUGGGGAUGAAACUGGAGGGGAUUGACCCCCAGCACCCUUCAAUGUACUUCAUCCUGACUGUAGCUGAGGUGUGUGGCUACCGGAUGCGCCUGCACUUUGACGGCUACUCUGAAUGCCAUGAUUUCUGGCUGAAUGCUGACUCCCCCAACAUUCACCCUGCCGGCUGGGCUGAGGAGACGGGGCACACACUGCAGCCCCCCAAAGGGUGUGUAGGUUACAAGGAGGAGGAAUUCAGCUGGACCAACUAUCUGAGGAUAACGAAGGCUCAGGCAGCUCCCCAGCACCUCUUUGUAACCCCAAACAAUAAUGCUGUCCCCACGGGAUUCCAGGUGGGCACUAAACUAGAAGCUGUAGACCGCAUGAACCCUUCCUUGAUAUGCGUUGCUACGGUGACGGACGUGGUGGACAAUCGUUUUCUGGUGCACUUUGACAACUGGGAUGAUACCUAUGACUACUGGUGUGACCCCAGCAGUCCGUACAUCCACCCUGUCGGCUGGUGUCAGGAGCAUGGGAAACCCCUCACCCCUCCUCAAGACUAUCCUGACCCUGACAGCUUCAGCUGGGAGAAAUACCUGAUGGAAACCAGAGCAUCUGCAGUGCCAGCUUGGGCCUUUAAAGUGCGGCCACCCCACAGCUUUCUGGUCAACAUGAAGCUGGAGGCAGUGGACAGGCGGACGCCCUCCCUCAUCCGCGUGGCCAGCGUGGAAGACGCGGAGGAUUACCGGAUAAAGGUCCAUUUUGAUGGCUGGAGUCAUGUCUAUGAUUUCUGGAUCGAUGCGGAUCAUCCAGAUAUCCACCCCGUGGGAUGGUGCUCAAAAACCGGGCACCCGCUGCAGCCUCCUUUCAGGCCAAAGGAGCCAGCUGCUUCUGCCCACAAGAGCAUCCCCCAUACCAAAGGCUCCAAGUACAGCUUUCACCACAGGAAGUGCCCAACACCAGGCUGUGACGGUUCCGGACACGUGACGGGGAGAUUCACGGCCCACUACUGCCUCUCAGGGUGCCCCUUGGCAGAGAAGAACCAGGGGAGGCUGAAGGCCGAUCUCUCCGACACUGAGGCCUCGGCUCGCAAGAGGAACCUGAUCGGCUUCUCUCAGCGAAAGAAAUCCCGACACCACGGGAGGGGGCGGCCUCCAAAGUAUCGGAAGAUCCAGCAGGAAGACUUCCAAACUAUUUCCUCGGACAACAUGCACCAGUCCCUCUUCAUGUCGGCCUUAUCUGCUCACCCUGACCGCUCCCUGUCCCUCUGCUGGGAGCAACACUGCAAACUCCUGCCAGGGGUGGCUGGCAUCACAGCUGCUACUGUGGCCAAGUGGACCAUUGAUGAGGUCUUUAGCUUUGUUCAGACGCUGACGGGUUGUGAGGACCAAGCCAAACUCUUCAAGGAUGAGAUGAUUGAUGGGGAGGCAUUCCUUCUGCUGACGCAAGCCGACAUUGUCAAGAUCAUGAGUGUCAAACUGGGCCCGGCGCUCAAGAUCUACAACGCCAUCCUCAUGUUCAAAAACGCCGAUGACACCUUAAAGUGACCGUGCCCCUCAGCCUGGGAAUGCCCUCGGCUCGGCAGCUGCCAAAGCUGUCUGUCUGACUCACGGGAGCAGAGACCGUCCUACUGCAGCAGCUGGAAAAUCCUGCUCGCACCUUCUCUGAGUCGCCUUCUCUGUCCUUGAACCAAAUUCGUCUCUCGUCUUUCUCUCUCCCUGUCCUGUUAUACUUCUCUCCCGGCCUGGUGGGCGAGCUGCAGUUGGGGUACCACAGACCUGCACUCUGCCUCUGAUGCGUUUAAAGUAUUGUGGAUGUGAGACAGGAUAGCCCCCUGCCCUUCAUAUGCUUCUGACUGACCAUGUUCCAUAGGAGGGUGUGUGUGUGUGUCUGAGUGUGUGAGAGAGAGAUUCUGAAUGAAGGAGGUACUAGGGUGUGGAGGGCUGAGGGACGGUGCUACUCAAGAAACCAAGAUUGAAUUUUUGGUGUUCUCAUAAGAUUUAAACUGCCUCCAUGCACCCCUUCUCUCUCAUGCACCUGACCCCCACCCACUUCUAUUUUCCUUUUCUUGGUGGUUGAAAAGGGUUUUCCCAGCAUGUUUGCUGCGCUGGGGUUGGUGUUUAAAGGGACAUUCUCAAGUAGCUUUUGAUAACAUUCCACUUGGUUUCUCUCCAGUUUUUGUAACGUUCCCUUUGAAGCUAGGCAGUAACUUGGCUUUGCCCCAGCCUUGUGUCACCUUCACCAUGAGGCAACCUGAAUUUUCUUCUAUUUCCUUUUGUUUCUCAUGGGGAACAAGCCCAUCAUGCUCUUUAUGCUGCAGAUCUCUUUGCUGCUGUGGGUCAGUGUUUUAUUACUGUUUAUUAUUUGUGUUGCAGUAGCAGCCAGGAGCACAAGUCAUAGACCAAGUCCCCACUGUACUAGGUGCAGUACAAACACAGAACACACCAGUCCCUGCCCCAAAGAGCUUACAGUCUAAGUAUAAAUGUACCAGCCGUGUCAGCACUUCUCUGGGAAUAAGGAUAGUCAGGUCAGUUGUGCUCCCUCGGCUGGGUGGGUGGUUGCUCUGCUGCACAGAUAUUCUUUGCAGAGUCGGAAGGACUCUCUUCCUUUUUGACUCUGGUGAGGUUUUAUCUUCAGAUCUCAGCAGCCCUUCCGCAUCAAACUAAGCAAUUCAAGGAAGGCCACGCUGUUGUCCGUAGUUACUUGACACCCGUUCCCCUGGGACAAGACAUGCAAACUGCUUUUCCAAAAGACAAUCACUUGCCAGUUAUUAACAAAACAGCCUCUUGGGAUUGGCUGAGAAAAGGGUAGUGCAGGGUUUGUACUGGCAUGCAGCUAACUGCCAACCAUGUAAAAGCUUCCAGAAGGGCCAGUCAGAAGAGGUGUAGUCUGGGUAGAGGAACCACAGUCCCCAGUCCACGCUCUGUCAGGUUAGAAACAUGAAUCAACCGUUUCCUUUGUCCCCAUCCCCACCCCCGGUCAACUGAUGACCGCUCCUACCAUAUGCACCAGCAACAUGUCUCAUAGCAACAUGGCAUAUGAUGUCCACUUUCAUGUACAUAUGGGUCAAAUUCAUGCUAGGCUUCCCAUGGAAAUGCAGCAUUUUGACUCUUUUUAUUAUUGACUCUUUGGGGUCACAUUUGAUCUGCCAUUCCAAUGAUUGCUGCUUGCUAUUCAUAAAAGAUGUUACGCAAUGUAUGGGGGUUUUGUACACGUUUGGGCUUGUUUUGCAAGCUCUCUUUCUUUCCCUUUCAUUGUCUUCUCUCCGUUCAAAUCCUGACCUGUGUUCGUCUGCGGGGAGAAGCAAACUGGGGGGUGAGGAGUUGUGGGCUCUGGAACCAAUCCUUCCAUAGAUGCAUUCUGAUCCUCAGCAAGUGGUGCCAGAUUGGCCUCUGUGUCCAAAGAGGAGCUCUUCUCCUGGGCCGCUGUUGAUUUGGAUGGGAGGAAGAAGAAAAGCGGUCUUGGGAUAUAAAUGUGGUUUCAGCUUUGGGACGCUCCAUGUCAACAUCCCUUGAAAUAUCUCCAAACUGAUCCAAAACGAAAGUCAGUCUCCUGGUCAGCUCUUGAUAUCCCCACAAGAGGCUCAGUCCAUGUAUUUACAGGAACUAUCCACAACAGAGGAAGAAAGGAAGAAAUAUUCUGUUCUUAUCAGCUCCGUCUCCACCUACUAAGUGACUAUGUUCCUCUUUCACUUACGGGCAGGCAAAGCAGCCGUGAUAGCUGGAUGCCACAGGCACACUGUGGGCUCCGCACUGGAGUGGAGAGUCGGACACCUGAGUCGUACUCUGCAUUUGAAGUUAUGACGACAGAUCGAGUAACUGGUUCUUGGGGAGGCUGUUCCAAUAAGUGGGCCUAUUUUGAAAGGAACAGGGGCUGUAGCAGCCAGCCUAGGAUUGUCUCCCUGGAAUCUCAAUGGCCAAUGGGACACUGGAUGAGCUGUUUUAUGGCUACUUGACACCUUCCAACUUUCAGCUGGAUUUCUGGCCUCCUGUGAAACUAACGUUUUGAUUAGCCAUCUGGGGGCUCCCCAUCGGUGCCCAUCCAACUGAGCCCACCCAGCCCUUACAGACAGCAUCUAGAACCGUGGUGUCCAGCACGCUAGCUGCUAGCCACAUGUGGCUAUUUGGCUGAUUGAAUGUGGCUAGUUGGCUUGAACAAUGUGGCUAUGUGACCGGUUGAAUGUGGCUAUAGUGGCUACUGCUUCAGAACUGGUUGGACACCACAGGUCUAGGAGAUUUUACCUGAACUGCAUUCUCACGUCCCUGCAGUGUAACCUUGGACACAGACCAGACCGGACUGAAAUGCCCACCUCUAGGGGAGUCUAGGUACAGCCCCGUCAAGGUCUUUCAGGGGAUUAUCUCAGGUUGGCGCUCCCCAGGAAGAUGAUCCUCACUGUAAAUGUGAAGUGAGACAGAGUGUUGGUGUCUGUGUGCGUGUGUUUGUGGUAAUGAGCCUUCUCGUCACACUCGCUUAGCUACUGCCCCAGCCCGGAGUCCAUUCCCCUCUUGCGUGGACUGUUUCCUGACCUUUGAAGUAUGAAGCUUCUGAAUUGGUCUGGGUGAGAGAAAUGCAGAUUUUGUAGAUGGCCAAGGGCUAUGUACUGUUACAGCUUGUAAUGUUCUUUUUUCUUUUUAAAAAACCCAAAGCUGUGUGAGAGUGUGAGUAUGUGUGUGUGUAUAAGUAGAGGGAGAGAGAGAAAAUCAAUGGAUGCUACUUCCUCCACUUCUCAACUGUUUUUGUGACAUGUUCUUUUCAUUGAAGGGACAUGACUCUUGUGAUAUUAGCAGCUGGCCAUAUGGCAGCAUUUGGGCGGAGGAGUAGAACAGUCUUUCCCUGACUGGAAUUGGUUGACAAUUAUCUGCCUAAUGAUAGCUGGGCUGGGUUGUUUUGGUCAAAAAUCAUUGAUUCAUCGAAAUUGAAACUUUUACUUCGAAUGUAUCAAUUCUGGUUACAGCUUUGGUGGGAAGGUUCCUCAGAUUCAGGAUGGAAUUUCUGGUCAAAAUCAGAGACAAGUCCCAGUAUCCCCAGAGCCCUCAUAGCUAUGAUACAGAGAGCUGAGCCUGGGUCUCCCAAAGCCCACCUGUAUUCUCACCAUGCGACUAUGGUGUAGUGGGGGUGGGGCUCUCUUUUUAAAAAGAAGUGUCUGAUGGCUCUCGAGCUUGUCCUAGUGCAGAAUGGGAAAUUUUUCUGGAAAUCUUUUAAAACGGGAUGAGAAAAGCAUUGCCUGCCCAGCUCUCUCCGUGACCUGCUGUUCUCCCUGACCCUCAGGGAAAGUCUAAGAAAGAGAAGCUUUUCCUCUGUUCUGACCUCAGAAUUAACAAAAUAGUCUCUGCAAUUCAUAAAUGCCAAGAUCUGCUCCCUGUUUUUUACUAGUUAGACGUCCCACCAGCUCAGGGAGCACUGAGAUCCAUGCACAGGAAAAGCUAACGCCCCUGGUGAGGGUUUUAAUCCUUAACCUCCUAGCAGGCCGGAUUUCUCACUAGUGGCACGCUCUGCAGUGUUUCAUCUGGUUGAGCUUGGCCCAGGAGUCUUCUCGGCACUCGUUUUGGGGGAAGCCAGAGCAAUGUCUCAAACAGACGACUUAGUUUCAAACCUUGCCCCUGGCUAUGCCUGCCCUUUGGGGGGGCAGUAGAGGGACUGGGAGCUGGUGGUGCAGCACAGAAUUAUCAGUGGGGCCAGGCAGGACAAUCAGCCAGUCCUUUGCCCCUAUGAUGGCAGCAAAUUCCUGUCUCACAGUCCACCCCCUCCCGCCCCGUGAUGGUUGCCAUUGGGUGCUGACGAUGGCGAGGCUGACUGUGAUUGUGACAUCCUGCUGCUGUGGGAAGACAGCACAAUGUGAGCUCAGCCAGGCAAUGGGGCUGCCCUCCAUGUUCGUUCUCAUUCCAGCAGCCAGGCCCAUGGAGAGGGAGAAGAGGCAGGCCCCCG